Messenger RNA from Sipha flava (yellow sugarcane aphid), 1240 nucleotides. RefSeq lists its product as uncharacterized. The coding region runs from base 179 to 1108 and encodes 309 amino acids. The record is from RefSeq and is a predicted model, not a curated record. The transcript has a single exon. Lineage: Eukaryota; Metazoa; Arthropoda; Insecta; Hemiptera; Aphididae.
AUAACUAAAAAAUCAUUGGAAUAAGUUGCUGUAUUUUCACAUCAGAGUUCAACAGUGCCAGUAACUUGUAUUGGUUAGUAUAAAUAUUUGAUUUGAUCUGUAAGACUGCGUCACAAUUUAUUUCAAUUUAAGGAUUCGAUUGUUUUGAGAAUUUUUGUGAAAAAAAUAAUAGAACAUAAUGGAAUUAUAUGCAUAUCAGCUUGCUACAUUUGUUGUGAUAUGUUUGUUUGUUUCUGAAAUAACAUCAUUGUGUUGUCAUUUACCUUAUAUGCAGUCAUUACCAUGUAACUUUGAAUCUAAAUCUGUAUCAGAAUUAAAAUUGCUAGAACCUACAGACGAAGGAAGAGAAGUUGGUAUGCCGUCGUCAAUGGAGAUAAUGAAUGACAUGAUUAAGGGAUUAUGUUCCUAUUCUAUGUGUUCACCUGGUUAUAUUAAAAAGAAGGGGAAUGUCUUUUGCUCGACUGGAUCUUGUAAUAUGUUUGGUUGUAAUUGUGAUGGAGAAUGUAUAAAUAAUAAAUAUGUAGACGAUUAUCUGCAACGGUUGCGGCAGGAGAAUAAUAAUACUAAUUUGACUUAUGAACAUUUAUCAAGAGCAAAGAGAUCAAUUUAUCCUCGAUCUAAAAAUACUGGUAUGAAUGUAAAUUCAAACCCACAUUCCCAGCCAAGUUAUAACAAUACACUAGUUCAUAAUCCGCCAGGUUCAUCAGUAGGAUACAAUCACGAACGAGAUAAGCAUAACUAUGACUACAACGGUGAUUUUAAAAUGCCGAUAUAUAUGAUGGCUGAUGCUAAGAAGCUUGGAUCAAUAACAGGAAACAUAGCUAGAAAUGUUGCUAUUGAUUUGGUAUCAACGCUUACUGCUGAAUACGUCAGUAAGAAUUGGUUAUUUCCUGAACCAAAUAAAGUCAAUGAUACAGCUCUUAUUACGAUUUUGAAAGAGUAUAACGCCACGCUUAAUGAAAUUUUCAUGAAGUUUAAUAAGCCCUUUGAUCAACUAAAUAGCACACAGCAAGCCGCAUUUGUGCAUAAAGCUCAGUUAAUGAACUUAAUUAGUAGCGUUAACAAUAGGAAUGCUAUACGCAAGCAAUUCAGACAAUACGAAGUUUAGUUAAUGAUGCAUAAUAGUUGAACCUGAAAAGAUAUAUAUAGGUAUAUAUAAAUCAUAUUAUGAGUGUAUGAAAUGUUAGCUGACGGUAAUUCAUGUCACUAAUAGUACUUGUAAUUUUCUACAGGUAAGUAU